Nematocida minor is the source of this 264-nucleotide messenger RNA. RefSeq lists its product as uncharacterized. The transcript has a single exon. The coding region runs from base 1 to 264 and encodes 87 amino acids. The record is from RefSeq and is a predicted model, not a curated record. Lineage: Eukaryota; Fungi; Microsporidia.
AUGUACGGUGACCAGGAGAGACUGUACACUAAAGAAACCAUUGUAGUAAAAAAUGUGCAGAUAGAGACGUACGUGCACAACAACGGGAUAAUCAUCGUGCCCAACACAGAAAGCAACUGUGCGAAUGUAAAGACCCUGGAGAUAAGCGACAUCCAGAAGAUGUACACAAUUUUAGAUGAAAAAGAAGAAAAACCCGCAACAACAAGCUAUAAAAAGUCUCUCUACAUUCUCAAAAAAAGAGCAAACGGGCCAAGACAAAAAUAA